AUGGGAAAACAGAAGAAGAAGGGCCAAUCCGGCCAGGCAAAGAACUAUAUCACCAGAACCCAAGCUGUGCGCAAACUCCAGAUAUCUCUACCGGACUUUCGAAGACUCUGCAUUUUCAAAGGCAUCUACCCUCGAGAGCCGAGAAAUAUCAAAAAAGCAAGCAAGUCUGCCACCCACUCCACCACCUUCUACUACACCAAAGAUAUCCAGUACCUUCUGCAUGAGCCAUUACUGGGCAAAUUCCGGGAACAGAAGGCACUCGAGAAGAAGAUCGCCCGAUCGCUUGGUCGCAACGAAGUGCAGGAUGCAGUGCGGUUGGAGAAACAUGGCAUGCGCACGAUCAAAUUGGACCAUAUUGUGCGAGAACGAUAUCCUACCUUUGUCGAUGCCCUCAGAGAUCUCGAUGAUGCGCUCUCCCUAUUGUUCCUCUUUGCCAACCUGCCCUCAACCACUGAAGUCCCUGCCAGGGUCAUUUCUCGUUGUCAGCGUCUCUGCCACGAAUUCGAGCACUACCUCAUCGCCACAAACUCGCUUCGCAAAUCCUUCCUUUCGAUCAAGGGCAUCUACUAUCAGGCGACCAUCCAGGGCCAAGACAUCAUGUGGCUGGUGCCGUACAAAUUUGUGCAGCGAGUGACUCAAGAUGUGGACUACAGGAUAAUGGGCACAUUUGUGGAGUUUUACUGCACCCUUCUGGGCUUCGUCAAUUACAGGCUCUACACCUCAAUCGGUCUUGUAUAUCCUCCUAAGUUUGAUACGGCAAGUGACGAGCGAGGCGCUGAGUUGGCAGCCUUCACUCUCGAGGGUCGUCAAGUGGCCGGCGCCAUUGAUCAAGGCCAAGAACAGUAUACGAUCGGCAACGGACAUGCACAGAAUGGGAACACAGAGGUGGUGCAGGCUCAAAUUGACAAGAUCGCCCGGGAAACCGCAGCAGAUGGGAGAGUCGAGCAAGACGAGCAGCCAGAAGACCAACCAGAAACCAACGGCAUUGAUACAUUUACACCUGCAGCACCGGAGGGCGACACCCUGCCCCAGCCGGAUGUGACCUCUGAAGAUGCCGCGCGGCUCUUCUCCGACUUUACAUUCUUCAUCUCCCGCGAAGCACCCCGCCACCCCAUUGAAUUUCUGCUGAGAGCAUUUGGCUGCAAGCGAGUUGGCUGGGACAAUGUGCUCGGCGAAGGAGCCUUCACGCAUGACGAGACCGACCCAAGGAUCACACACCAGAUUGUUGACAGACCUGCCCCGGCGCAACCGCUUCCCACUUUGCAGGGCCAGGAAGAGACGAAGGACCAGAACCUCCAGAUGGUCAAGCCUGGGUUUAUCAUGCCGGGCAGGAUCUAUGUCCAGCCACAAUGGAUAUGGGACUGCGUGAACGAGGGGAAGCUGUUGCCAACCAAUCUCUACGCGCCUGGAGAAACUCUACCUCCUCAUCUGAGUCCUUGGAUCAAACCCACGAGUGGCCAAUACGAUCCAAGAGCAACUCUAGAAGAGCAGGAGCUAGAAGGCGAGGCCGAAGCCGCUGCACAUGAAGAAGAUGAGGAGCUGGCAGAAGAGGCUGGUCACAUCGCUGGAGAAGACGAUGUUGAGGACAAUGAGCAUAGCGAGAAAGAUGGCGAGGAUGGGGACGAGGAUAUCGACGCUGGUGAAAUGGAUGUUGCAGGGUCAGAAGAAGAAUCUGAUUCGGAUGAGCACGAUCAAAAUGUUUUCGCUGGCUUCGAAGACGCUGCGGAGGAGACGUCUGACCUUGAUGAGGAAGCCCAACAUCAGAAAGAACUUGAAGCUGAAGCAGCCGGCCGAGCUGUGAAACCCGACGUGAAUGGGACUGACAAAAACACGAAGGUCAUCAAAGCUCGACAGCUGGAGCGGACAAGGAAGGACGAGGAAAUCGAGCGCCAGAAGAUGAUGAUGAGCAACAAGAAGCGGAAACUGUUCGAAAAGAUGCAGUACUCGAACAACAAGCGUGACGUACAGGCAGAAAAGCUGCGGAGCAAGCGAAGAAAGUUGGAAGCGAGUGGAAGGAGAUGA
This is a messenger RNA of Cladophialophora carrionii CBS 160.54, 2022 nucleotides long. RefSeq lists its product as uncharacterized. The transcript has a single exon. The record is from RefSeq and is a predicted model, not a curated record. Gene Ontology annotation, molecular function: RNA binding. Gene Ontology annotation, cellular component: PeBoW complex; nucleolus. Bases 1 to 2022 code for a protein of 673 amino acids. NCBI's taxonomy places the organism in Eukaryota, Fungi, Ascomycota, Eurotiomycetes, Chaetothyriales, Herpotrichiellaceae. Gene Ontology annotation, biological process: maturation of LSU-rRNA from tricistronic rRNA transcript (SSU-rRNA, 5.8S rRNA, LSU-rRNA); ribosome biogenesis.